This is a messenger RNA of Linum tenue, 1959 nucleotides long. The record is from the annotation of a GenBank genome assembly. NCBI's taxonomy places the organism in Eukaryota, Viridiplantae, Streptophyta, Magnoliopsida, Malpighiales, Linaceae.
GGGAGGAAAUUAAAAAGAUCAUUCUUUCAUUACUACUACUCGUUUAGAUUGGACCUUGUGGCCGGCCGGGAGCUUCAUUACUCUCUCCUCUUAAAAUUCCUAAUGGCGCAGCAGCAGCAGGCUGCCUCCCAGAGCUUCGGAACAGCAGGACUACUCCAGGAACAAAGUUUGCCUCUUCUCAGUUCAUCAGCAGAACCGAUGGACGGUGGCAACGAAGUGAUUCUAGCGACGGGAUAUUCCAACAGAGUUCACGACACGACGAGGAACUUAAGGCGGCAAAAGGCGCACCUCCAGAUCGAGGUUCUCUCCGGCGGGAACCCCGAUUCGAUCAAAGAGCUCGUGAGCAGAAUCUCCAAGGACUUGGUCAACGAGAAAGACGAGAACGGGAACACGGCGCUCCACAAUGCCGCGUCGGUGGGGAAUAAGCCGGCGGUCGAAAUCCUGAUGAAUAGCAACCGAUCGUUGCUAAUGGAGAGAAAUAGCGACGACGACUCCCCGCUCCAUGUGGCGGCGGCUUUUGGGCGGCGAGACACUGUCAGCUUGCUUCUGUCGGAGAUCAGCCGCCGGCCAAAGGGAUCCGCGGCAGUGGACAGCGAGUCGGGAAGAUCAAUGGAGGAUCCGAACCGGUUGUUCGACGGUGAAUCUGGGGUCAAACUCGUCCAUCUCCUCAUUUCGGCCGAUUUAUACGAUGUUGCCUUGGACAUAUUAAAGCGCUACCCAUCCCUGGCAUGGGAAGAGAACGACAAGUGGAAGACACCAAUGGAGACUUUAGCACACAAGCCAGAGGCCUUCCGCAGUGGGACCGAAUUCGGCAUCUCCGACGCCAUCUUCUACCACUUCAUCCACGCUCCACGCGCCGGGAAAUACGAGAAGGGAGCGGACGAAGAGGAGUCGAGCAACUGGCAUUCGCGACCAAAAGAUUACGUGACGGCCUACCGCCACCACUUCCUCCAGAAGCGGCUCUACAACCAGAAGCUGCACCACACCCACGCCGUGGAGCUGCUCACGUUCCUGAUCGACCAGGCACUCGAUCUCGGCGGCCCGGAGGUGCUGAAGGUGCUGAAAUCCUCGACCCAGACGGCGGUCAGGCUGGGGAUCGUCGAGUUCGUGGAGGCGAUCCUGACGAAUUACCCCAGGGCGGUCCUCGAUUUCGACGGGAACGGGCACAGCUUGUUCCACCAGGCCGUCCUCCACCGGCAGCUGGAAGUGUUCGAGCUCCUGACGCGGAAGGUUUCGUUCCCACCGUGCGGCAGGUUUCUCGAGGACGGAGAGGGCAACAAUUUCUUGCAUUUAGCGGCGGAGAUCAGACCCGCCGACAAUGUCUGCGGGCCGGCUAUGCACAUUCAGCGCGAGUUGAAGUGGUUCAAGACGGCAGAAAAGAUCGUCGACAAAAGACAUCGCAACGCGAAGAACAACGCCGGCAAGACCCCGAGGGAAGUCUUCACCGAGCAGCACAAGGAGCUGGUCCAAGAGGGCGGCCAGUGGAUGAAAGAGAUCUCUUCCAACUGCGCCACCAUAGCCGCACUUAUAGUGACGGUCGCUUUCGCCGGCUGCUUCACGUUCCCCGGCGGCACCGACGAAUCGGGCCUGCCGAUCCUCUCCCGACACUCUCGAUUCCGCAGCUUCGUCUACACCAACGCCGUCGCCCUCGUGGCGUCGUCGAUCUCGCUGCUGAUGUUCCUGAAGAUGCUGAUGUCGCGGUGCCAGGAGGAGGAUUUCCUGGUGGCGCUGCCCAAGAUGCUGAUACAGAGCCUGCUCUGGCUCUACGUCGCCAUAGCCUGCAUCUUGCUGACGUUCGCGGCGUCGCUGUCGCUAAUGAUCUCGAAUUUCGAAGGGGCUUCUGGGUUGACUUGGUUUGGGGUUUCGGCGUAUAUCUUGUGCGUGAUCCCGAUUUCGAUAUUUGGGUUUACUUAUCUGCGGCUCUGGUUUGAGGUGGCUGUAGGGAAAGUGUUCAUGUAA